Molecule: messenger RNA, 1624 nt
Organism: Pisolithus orientalis
Lineage: Eukaryota; Fungi; Basidiomycota; Agaricomycetes; Boletales; Pisolithaceae
Product: acid protease
Exons: 10
Coding region: 281-1519 (412 amino acids)
Biological process (GO): proteolysis
Molecular function (GO): aspartic-type endopeptidase activity
Source: RefSeq, a predicted model, not a curated record
UCGACAUCCACAAAAAAAGGUAAAGCGAGUAUGGGGGCGGAUAAAGCGGCACUAGUAAAGUAAUAAAUAGCCUGCCAAUCUGCUCUUCCCUGGUCAAGACAAUUGUUCACCUCUUCAGAUGAGUUACGUGCGCUGGAAGGCUUCCACGAGCUGUCAAACCUGAUUAUUUCUAAACGAUGGGGUGCCGUGUCAUUCCCGUGUUAUUGUAUAAGGGGGAAAAGAGGGGGCCAGAGAAGGGAUCUCCUUUCCUCGCUCGAGUGCAAGUUCGACUCGAGCUGCCAUGCACUCCUGCGGUUGUUUGCUCAUCGCUAUCCUCGCUCUGUCGGCUGCGGCGAAACCGAUCGAGAUUCGGGCCAGCUCCGUUACUCUUUCUCUCGCGAAGAAACUCGACACGAGUGGUAGUGCCCAGUAUUUGGUCGACCAAGACAGAGCUCGGGCACAGGCCUUAAUCCAACGAGGAUUGAACACCACCAGCCAACAAAACCGCCGCGAUGCCACUGUUCCUGCAAGCGAAAGUCAGGCGGUUGUCUACGUCGCGCAAGUCAACUUCGGCAGUAGCACUACUGAAUACAACCUGGUCGUCGACACUGGUUCCUCCACUACCUGGGUGGGGGCUGGACAACCGUGGACACCAGACAGCAGCACUACGACCAAUAACGAAGCAUUAGUGAUUUAUGGCUCUGGCCAAAUGGAGGGUACUUUGUAUACCGGACCCGUUUCCCUUGGCAACGGUCUCACAGUCCAAAACCAAGGCUUCGCUCUUUCCCAUUUUGCGCAGGGUUUUCAAGGCUACGACGGCAUCUUGGGAAUUGGUCCAGAGGAUUUAACGCUGGGGACUGUGGUAGAAAACCCGACUGAGACGAUUCCCACCAUAACACAGAAUCUAAAGCAGUCGGGGUUGAUUAGCCAAGCACUCGUUGGUGUUUUCUUUGAACCUUCUUCGACAGACACUGCAGAGGGCGAGUUGUCAUUCGGUGCUCCCAAUUCCGCCAGGUACACCGGCCAGUUAACGUACUAUCCUGUCACUGGUACAAGCCCUGCGUCACGUUACUGGGGUAUAGACCAAAGCAUUACUUACGGCUCUACCACGAUUCUCUCUGUGACCGCCGGUAUCGUGGAUACGGGCACUACCCUUAUCCAUCUCGCAUCAGACGCAUUCAUAGCAUAUCAGACCGCUACAGGUGCUCAGCUGGAUUCACCGGCUCCGAUUGGCACUGGGCUAUUGUACAUCACCACUGAGCAGUACAAUCAGCUCCAAAAUCUCGAUUUCCACAUCGGUGGUGACACCUACACUUUGACGCCUAACGCGCAAAUAUGGCCUCGUGCUCUCAACGCAGUCAUCGGCGGGUCCUCUGACCUUGUAUACCUUAUUGUCAGUAAUCUUGCCACCCCCUCCGGCGUGGGCCUUGAUUUCGUCAAUGGCAUGUGCUUCUUGGAACGCUACUACAGUGUCUAUGAUACUGACCAGAACCGUAUUGGGUUUGCUUCGACCGAGUAUACUACCUCCACUGUUAACUAGAAGUAUCUGAUUGAUAUUUUAAUAAGGGCUAACCGUAGUUCGUUAAGUUCUACUUUCUAAUCUGCGAAACUUGCUUGGGAUAAUCCAACAACAAUACCUUGACAC